Messenger RNA from Racocetra fulgida, 218 nucleotides. The record is from the annotation of a GenBank genome assembly. NCBI's taxonomy places the organism in Eukaryota, Fungi, Glomeromycota, Glomeromycetes, Diversisporales, Gigasporaceae.
CCUAUAUGUUAGAUCCACAAUUUUUAGAAGUAAAUAAUGAUCCAUCAGAAGAAGCUAUAAGAUAUUCAGAAUUUACAAAAUUCACUAAAGAAAAAUUUGACCAUGAUGAAUCUGUAAAGUUGUUUGUUGAAUUGGUUAAAUUUCGCAAAAAAAAUCUGCCUUAUAAUAAUGAAAUUAUUUGGAAUUUUGUAUCUUCAUUUACUUCAUCAUUAUGGUAG